AAUGAACAAGUAUUAUAAGCAGAUGGAGAGUUUAUACAUGAAUAAAAAAUCUAUGACCAUUUCCCUACUAUUUAAUACGUAGAUAAAGGAAUGAAUCACAAAAAACACACACAUUCUAUACAGUCACAGUCCAUUUUCUCUACAUAUAUACACACCAACUUUCAUCUCCAGCUGUAUUUUUGUUUUGUCUUUCCCACAAAUCUCUUUCAUGUCCACUAUAACAUUUUCUUGAUUGAACCAUUUUUCAAGAACUGAACUUCUUCACCAAUUUGAACAUCAUGGGUUCUUCAUUUUCCUUAUUAUUUUCACCCAGUACUGUUGUUACUCAACAAAAAACAAGUCUUGGUGAUUUACCAGAAAGUUGUGUAGCAUUAAUUCUUGUAUAUAUGGACCCUCCACAGAUCUGUAAAUUGUCUAUGCUUAAUACAGAUUUUAGAGCUGCUUCUUCUGCUGAUUUUGUAUGGCAAUCUAAAUUGCCAAUUAAUUAUGCAGAUAUUAUUCAGAGGCUGCAUAAUUUCCCUCAUAAUUUGUGUAAAAGAGAUAUUUUUGCUAGGCUUUCUAGGCCCAAUUCUUUUGAUGGUGGCACUAAGAGAGUUUGGUUAGAUAAGAGGACUGGAAGAGUUUGUAUGUCUAUAUCUUCAAGUGGCUUGGCGAUUACGGGCAUUGAUGAUAGGAGGUAUUGGAGUCGGAUUGAAACAGACGAAUCAAGAUUCAAGUCUGUUGCAUAUCUCCAGCAAAUCUGGUGGUUCGAAGUUGAUGGAGAGGUCGACUUCCCCUUCCCCAUCGGGUCCUAUAGCAUAUUCUUCAGACUGCAAGUAGGACGUGCCUCACGGAAAUUCGGCCGUCGAGUCUGCAACUCCGAUCACGUCCACGGUUGGGACAAGAAGCCGGUGCAUUUUCAGCUCUCGACAUCAGACGGCCAACAAGCUACAACCCAGUGUUACUUGAAUGAACCUGGAAUAUGGAAGUAUCACCAUGUUGGUGACUUUGCUGUAACAAGUUUGGCAAAAGAAAUGAAAGUAAAAUUUUCGAUGACUCAGAUCGAUUGUACACACACUAAAGGUGGACUGUGUGUAGAUUCUGUACUGAUAUGUCCAGUUGAGUUUAAAGAUAGGUUCAAGCAAGGUUUUUGAUUUGCUGAUUACCACUCUCCCUAGAGGAAGUGUUUUGAGAGUUUUGGCUUUUAGCUCUAGUGCUAUCCAUAGUUUUUUGAGUGGUUAGUAUUAAGGAAUAAUCAUAUAUUAUAUACUUUUUUGAGGCAAUUUUGUGUAAAAAAAAAUGUGGACAGUGGACUUUUUAUCAGUUCAUUGUAAUGAGUGGUUAGCAUCUGUCACAUUA
Capsicum annuum is the source of this 1338-nucleotide messenger RNA. Its product is annotated as F-box protein PP2-A12. The record is from RefSeq and is a predicted model, not a curated record. The coding region runs from base 279 to 1133 and encodes 284 amino acids. Lineage: Eukaryota; Viridiplantae; Streptophyta; Magnoliopsida; Solanales; Solanaceae. Gene Ontology annotation, molecular function: protein binding. The transcript is spliced from 3 exons.